Oxyura jamaicensis (ruddy duck) is the source of this 4949-nucleotide messenger RNA. Its product is annotated as histone acetyltransferase p300-like. Gene Ontology annotation, biological process: positive regulation of transcription by RNA polymerase II. Bases 1241 to 4888 code for a protein of 1215 amino acids. The record is from RefSeq and is a predicted model, not a curated record. Gene Ontology annotation, molecular function: histone acetyltransferase activity; protein binding; transcription coactivator activity. Gene Ontology annotation, cellular component: histone acetyltransferase complex; transcription regulator complex. The transcript is spliced from 19 exons. NCBI's taxonomy places the organism in Eukaryota, Metazoa, Chordata, Aves, Anseriformes, Anatidae.
GCCCCCCCCACCCCGCCACCAACCUCUUGGCUUUCCUUCCCCGGCCCCGCCGAGGCGAGGUGCGGGUCCCCCGCCGUAGCCGGGAGGCGGCCGAGGGGGGGCGGCUUUCUCCCCGCUGCCCCCGUCGGGGAGCGGAGCCGAGCCGCCGGGGCUCGCCACCAUCCCGGGAGGGGGGAAGGUAGGCAGCGAGGGGGGGAGGGGCCGGCUCCUUCCUCCUCCUCCUCCUCCCGCCGCCGCCGCCGUGGGAUCGGCCCCUGCGCCUCCUGCGCCCGAGGGGGGGGCAGCCCGCUACUGAGAGCGAGAGAAAGAGGAAGGGGAAAGGAGAGGAGAAGGGAGGGGAGGGGGGGGCAGAGAGGGGUGUUGGAACCCGCCCCCCACCUUCCCAUCCCGCGAUCGGUGCUGCCUCCAUCAGGACAACAACCCCUCCUCCUUCCCUGCACAACAAGAUGUGAAGCGGAGACUCCUGGGACUUAUCCUCACCCUCCUCAUCCUUACGGCUCCCCUUUCUGCAGCCAUUAGCGACUGGCGAGGAAGAAGCGAGUGGAGCUGGGGACCCCGCGCCCGCUCGGCCUCUCGCCCCGCCGCCUCCCCCCCGGCCCCGUCGCUGGCGGUGGGUAUUUUUUUGCAGGGUGGUGUCGGAGGGGGAAGGAGCCGCUGCUAGAGGACGGUGAGCUUUUUUUCUUUUUUCCUCCUCCUCUCCCCUCCUUCGCCCGCCUCCUUGUGGCGAUGAGGAGGAGGAGGACGGCGCCGAGGAGGAAGAGGCUGAUGGCGGCGGUGAGGAGGCAGCAGGAGGAGGAGACCCCCCGAAGGAUGAAGAUGAUGAUGGUGGCGGCGGCGAGGAAGCACCAGCAGCACAACAGCCGGGAUUAAUUUCACCGAGGGAAGAAGGAAAAAAAAAAUCAAACCACCAGCCUCUUUUUUUUUUUUUUUUUUUAAUUUUUAAUUUUCUUUUUUUGGCGGGGGCUCUUCCCAUCUCCGCUCAGCCCUCUCGCCUGGGGGAAGAGGCCUCUGCCCCCGCCGCUCCCACCUUCGCCCCGCUCCUCCGCUGCCGCCCUCCCGGAGCCCGAGGGGCAGAAAAGGGGAACUUGCUCCCCCCCCCCUCCGCCGGAUCCUCCUCGCUCCCUCUCGUCGGUAUUGUUGUUAUUCAGCUGACCCGGGGCCCGAGAAGAAGGUGAAGGUUUUGGGGCUCCCCCCCUCCCCGUCUCUCUGCUCGGAGUGAUUGUCUAAAAAAGAAUUAAAAAUGGCCGAGAAUGUGGUGGAGCCGGGCCCGCCUUCAGCCAAGCGGCCUAAACUCUCCUCACCGGCGCUCUCCGUGUCCGCCAGCGACGGCACAGAUUUUGGAUCACUCUUUGAUCUGGAACAUGACUUGCCAGAUGAACUGAUCAGCUCCACCGAACUGGGACUCAGCAAUGGCGGUGACAUUAAUCAGCUGCAGACCAGCCUUGGCCUGGCACAAGAUGCUGCCUCUAAACACAAGCAGCUGUCCGAACUCUUACGGGCUGGUAGCUCCCCAAACCUCAACAUGGGGGUUGGUGGCCCUGGCCAGGGCAUGGCUGGUCAAACGCAACAGAACAGCCCUGGGAUGGGGAUGUUGAACAGCAUGGUGAAAAGCCCCAUGGCGCAGGCUGGGCUGACUUCUCCCAGCAUGGCGAUGGCUACGAGCGGACCAAACCAGGGUCCUUCAGCCCAGUCUGCAGCAGGAAUGAUGCCAACAGUAAACAGUCCAGUUAACCAGCCUGGCAUGGGAAUGAACACAGGGAUGAAUGCUGGCAUGAAUCCUGGGAUGUUGGCAGCAGGCAACGGGCAGGGGAUGAUGCAGGGGCAAGUCAUGAACGGUUCAAUUGGAGCAGGCAGAGGGCGACCUAAUAUGCCCUACCCAAACCCAGGAAUGGCAAGUGCUGGCAACUUGUUGGCUGAGACUCUGCAGCAAGGCUCUCCGCAGAUGGGAGGGCAGACUGCACUGAGGGGGCCACAGCCCGGAGCCAUGAACAAGAUGGGAAUGAUGAGCAAUCCCAGUCCUUAUGGUCAGCCAUACAGUCAGAAUACUGGGCAGCAGAUCGGAGCCAGUAGCCUUGGACCUCAGAUGCAGAAUAAAGCCGGACUGCAAAAUAGCCUUCCACAGUUUCCAAUGGACAAGAAGCCAGUUCCUGGGGCAGGAAUGCCGAACAUGGGCCAGCAACAGGCUCCCCAAGUUCAGCAAGCUGGGAUGGGGCCAGCAGCUUCACAAGGAAUGGGGUCUGGAGCCCCGACAGCAGAUCCAGAAAAACGCAAGCUCAUCCAGCAGCAAUUAGUUCUCCUCUUACAUGCUCACAAGUGUCAGCGGCGAGAGCAGGCCAACGGUGAGGUGCGACAGUGCAACCUCCCUCACUGCCGAACCAUGAAGAAUGUCCUGAACCACAUGACACAUUGUCAGGCUGGCAAAUCCUGCCAGGUGGCACACUGCGCGUCUUCCCGACAAAUCAUCUCGCACUGGAAGAACUGUACGAGACAUGACUGUCCUGUAUGUUUGCCUCUGAAAAAUGCUGGGGACAAAAGAAACCAACAAUCGCUGCUGGGUGGAGCUGCCGUAGGACUUGCAAAUACUGGCUCGGUUGGUGUGGGGCAGCAGACAACGCCCAGCAUAAGCACUACCAGUCAGAUAGACCCCAGCUCCAUCGAGAGAGCCUAUGCAGCCCUCGGACUGACCUAUCAAGGGAACCAGAUGCAGACACAGUCUCAGGCUCAAGUGAAGAAUCAGCAGCAAGGACAGUCGCCCCAGGGCCUGCGCCCUAUGAAUCCCAUAAGUGCAAAUCCAAUGGGAGUGAAUGGAGGAGUAGGGGUUCAAACCCCCAGCCUGCUGCCUGACUCGAUGUUGCAUUCAACCAUGAAUUCCCAAAACUCCAUGAUGAGUGAAAGCGCCAACGUUGCCAGUUUGGGGGCUAUGCCAACAGCUCAACCAUCCAAUACUGGAAUCCGAAAGCAGUGGCAUGAAGACAUUACUCAGGAUCUCCGAAAUCAUCUUGUUCAUAAACUAGUCCAAGCCAUAUUUCCUACUCCUGACCCUGCAGCACUGAAGGAUCGACGGAUGGAGAAUCUGGUGGCAUACGCUCGGAAGGUGGAAGGCGACAUGUAUGAAUCAGCAAAUAGCAGGGCAGAGUACUAUCACCUGCUAGCUGAGAAGAUCUAUAAGAUUCAGAAGGAGUUGGAGGAAAAGCGAAGAACCAGGCUGCAGAAACAAAAUAUGAUACCAAAUGCACCAGGCAUGCCACAGGCUCCCAUGAAUCAAGGGCCCAACAUGGGACAGCCUCAGCCAGGAAUGUCUGCAAAUGGUCCUCUUCCUGACCCAACGCUGAUACGUGCCAAUGUGCCAAACCAGAUGAUGAACCGCAUGCAGGCACAGCCAGGAAUGAAUCAGUUUGGCCAGAUGAACAUGCAGCUGUCACCGAUGGGACCCCGACAAACCCCUCCUCUUCAGCACCCUGGACAGCUAAGCCAGGCUGGGGCCAUGAACCAGAUGGGAUUUCCUUCACGUAUGCAACAGCCAGGAGUUGGCCAACCUUCUGGUCAGAAUCAGUUUCUGCAACAGAACCCGUUCCCUGCUUCUUCUCCAGGAAUGAAUGCAGCAAGCAUGCCUAUGGCUCAGCCUGGCAACCAGACACCAGUUUCUCAAGCACAAAUGACCAGCUCUUCCUGUCCUGUGAAUUCUCCUGCAAUGGCUCCGGGUUCUCAAGGGAGCCAUAUUCACUGCCCACCUCUUCCACAGCCGCCCAUGCACAGAAAUUCUCCCUCUCCAGUACCUAGUCGAACCCCAACACCUCACCACACGCCCCCAGGCUUGGGAUCACAGCAACAGCAGGCGGCAGCAGCAGCCACCACUGCCCCCACCCCUACUCCUCAGGCGAUGCCACCUGGGCCGCAGUCGCAAACUAUGCACCCUGCUCAAAGGCAGACUCCAACACCUCCACAGGCACAGCUGCCUCCACAGGUCCAGCCUCCAGUUCCCGUUACCCCCUCUGCAGAGCAACAGCAGCAGCCCUUGUCACAGCAGAGCACGACUGCAUCUGUUCCCACACCAACAGCACCGCUGCAGCCACAGCACCCCACAACACCUCUUUCACAACCAGCUGUAAGCAUUGAUGGGCAGGUAUCCAACCCCCCAUCCACCAGCAGCACAGAAGUGAACUCUCAGCAGACUGCUCCAGAGCAGCAGCAGCCACCUUUGCAGGAAGUGAAAAUGGAUAUUAAAACAGAUGAGGGGGAACCAGAACAAACAGAGCUGCAAAUGGAGGAGAAAUCUGAAGUUAAAGUAGAACCAGUUGUGGAAGAAUGUAAACCAGACCCAAUGGAACAAGAAGAGAAGAAAACAGAAGUGAAGACUGAAAUACCAGAGGGGGAAGAAAGACCUACUACUCCAGCUACUCAGUCUUCUCCAGCAGCAGGACAGUCUAAGAAAAAAAUUUUCAAGCCAGAAGAGUUGCGGCAGGCACUUAUGCCAACACUGGAGGCACUUUACCGUCAGGAUCCAGAGUCUCUUCCAUUUCGACAGCCUGUGGAUCCCCAGCUACUAGGAAUUCCUGAUUACUUUGACAUAGUGAAGAACCCCAUGGACCUCUCUACUAUAAAGAGGAAGCUAGAUACAGGACAGUAUCAGGAACCAUGGCAAUAUGUAGAUGACAUCUGGCUCAUGUUCAAUAACGCCUGGCUCUAUAACCGCAAAACUUCCAGGGUAUAUAAAUACUGUUCAAAACUGGCAGAGGUGUUUGAGCAAGAAAUUGACCCAGUUAUGCAGAGCCUUGGUUACUGCUGUGGAAGAAAGUUGGAGUUCUCGCCACAGACUCUAUGUUGCUAUGGCAAACAGCUAUGCACAAUCCCUCGAGAUGCCACUUACUACAGUUACCAGAACAGGUAAGGAAAACUCACUUGCAGCAGUUUUGUGCAUGCUGCAAUCAAUCUGUCAAAGGCAUGCAUGU